This is a messenger RNA of Mus musculus (house mouse), 4125 nucleotides long. RefSeq names its product Rho guanine nucleotide exchange factor 1 (gene Arhgef1). NCBI's taxonomy places the organism in Eukaryota, Metazoa, Chordata, Mammalia, Rodentia, Muridae. The transcript has 30 exons. Gene Ontology annotation, molecular function: guanyl-nucleotide exchange factor activity; G protein-coupled receptor binding; GTPase activator activity. The coding region runs from base 853 to 3783 and encodes 976 amino acids. Gene Ontology annotation, cellular component: cytoplasm; membrane. The record is from RefSeq and is marked validated. Gene Ontology annotation, biological process: G protein-coupled receptor signaling pathway.
GACUUCCUGCCCGCCAGAGCCAGGAAGCCGGAGUCGGGACACCGGGCCCGGGAUCCCCGAGCCCGACCUCGGGCGCCUCGCCGGUCACCUCCCCGCGCGGACACCAGGUACACUGUCCCUGGCCCCGCCCGGCCUCCUCCUCCAGCCGCCGCAGGGAGGAGCAGGGAGGGGACCGGGCGCGGAGGGCCUCCCAGGGUGCGCCCAGUGAACCUGCAGCCGCCUUUCUCUGGCCUCGGUUUUCUCAUCUGUCAAAGAGAGCAAAGAGAAAACCCGGCGCGUUGGCGCCCGCCUGUCAUCCCAGGAGUUGGGAAGCAGAGACAGGAGGAUUGCCAUGAGUUCGAGGUUAGCUUGGGCGACCUAGCAUGAACCUGCCUCAAAAGAAAAAAAAAAAAAAAAACAAAACAAAACAGAGAGAGAGAGAGAGAGAGAGAGAGAGCACUUGUCGAGAGCACAAGUAGGUAGAGAUCCAGGCUCCCAGCGAAGAACGAUAACACUCAUUUAUCAGCAGGGAAACUGAGGCCCAGGGAGUCGGACUGCCUUGUCGUAGGGACAGAGCAUCUGGGACUUGAACUCAAAGCUGUUUCCUGUAAAGAGCUGUCCCUGCGAUCAUGGAUGCUUGAUUAGAGCUCCCUAAAAUAAACAAAUAUCUCUGCAGUACAUUUUAAAGCCGAGACUUACAGAGCGUUAAACACGUCUCAGAAAGCUUUUUUCCUUACCCUCUCUGUGGUAUUAAUUAUACUCUGGGAGAUGGCUGUAGGGGAGAGAACCGGAAACAUAUCCUCAUUGAACAGAUGGGAAGACUGAGGCCUAAAGGGAAGUCAUUGCAUUUUGCAGCCCGGCGGAGUCCUGGAGAUGGGAGAAGUCGCCGGAGGGGCGGCCCCAGGGCCUCCCCGGUCUGGCCUGGUGUCCAUCAUCAUCGGGGCGGAGGAUGAGGAUUUUGAGAACGAGCUGGAGGCGAACUCAGAAGAUCAAAACAGCCAGUUCCAGAGCCUAGAGCAAGUGAAGCGCCGCCCUGCCCACCUCAUGGCCCUCCUGCAGCAUGUGGCCCUGCAGUUCGAGCCAGGACCACUGCUCUGCUGCCUGCAUGCAGACAUGCUGAGCUCUCUGGGCCCCAAAGAAGCCAAGAAGGCCUUCCUUGACUUCUAUCACAGUUUCCUGGAGAAGACUGCGGUUCUACGGGUGCCGGUCCCUCCCAGUGUCGCUUUUGAACUUGAUCGUACUCGACCUGAUCUGAUCUCUGAGGAUGUCCAGAGGCGGUUCAUACAAGAGGUGGUGCAGAGCCAGCAGGCAGCCGUGAGCCGUCAGCUAGAGGACUUCCGCUCCAAGCGGCUCAUGGGCAUGACGCCCUGGGAGCAGGAACUGAGCCUGCUGGAGCCCUGGAUUGGGAAAGACCGAGGCAACUAUGAGGCCCGGGAGCGGCAUGUUGCGGAGCGGCUGCUGUCCCACCUGGAGGAGACCCAGCAUACCAUCUCUACAGAUGAAGAGAAAAGUGCUGCUGUGGUCACUGCCAUCAGCCUGUAUAUGCGCCACCUUGGAGUCCGGACCAAGAGUGGGGACAAGAAGUCGGGAAGGAACUUCUUCCGGAAAAAGGUGAUGGGGAAUCGGAGGUCAGACGAACCCCCAAAGACAAAGAAAGGGCUGAGCAGUAUCCUAGAUCCUGCACGUUGGAACCGGGGAGAGCCAUCCGCUCCAGAUUGUCGACAUCUAAAGGUCGAGGCUGAUGCAGAGAAGCCAGGCCCUGCAGACCGGAAGGGAGGCCUGGGUAUGUCUUCUCGGGACAGGACUGUUGGGACUCCUGGACAGGACAACCCAGGAGUCUCCCUGCACCCUCUGUCUACAGACAGCGUCGACUCCCGGGAACCAGGCGUGGAUACCCCGCAGGAGCCAGGGGAUACACCCCCACAGGGCCCUACCAGCCUGGAGCCCCUGGCGCCCCCAGAGAGCACAGAGGACAAUGGCGAGACUGAGAGGCUAUCAGGGCGUCUAGGGCGCUCAGAGAGCCUGCGGGUGAGUGACCGCCGCCGGCCUUCCCGGGGCAGCCUCGGGGCUAAGGGCCGGGGUGGGGGCCGUUCCCGGAGCGACGUGGACAUGGACCCGGGCUCCGCCACGGCCGUGCUUGGCCCCACCCGACGAGCCACCCCUGAGCCCGGAGAUGAUGGGGAGCCAGGACGGUCAGGCCUGGAACUGGAACCAGAAGAACCUCCUGGGUGGAGGGAACUCGUGCCCCCAGACACCCUGCUCAGUCUGCCCAAGAGCCAAGUGAAGCGGCAAGAGGUCAUCAGCGAGCUGCUCGUGACUGAGGCAGCUCACGUGCGCAUGCUACGGGUACUGCAUGACCUCUUCUACCAGCCCAUGGCGGAUGGAGGCUUCUUCCCUCUGGACGAGCUGCAGAACAUCUUCCCGAGCCUGGAUGAGCUCAUCGAGGUGCACUCCCUGUUCCUCGAUCGCUUGAUGAAGCGGAGACAAGAGAGUGGCUACCUCAUUGAGGAGAUCGGCGAUGUGCUACUGGCCCGGUUCGAUGGUGCUGAGGGCUCAUGGUUCCAGAAGAUCUCCUCCCGCUUCUGCAGCCGCCAGUCGUUCGCUCUAGAGCAGCUCAAAGCCAAGCAGCGCAAGGAGCCUCGGUUCUGUGCCUUUGUGCAGGAAGCUGAGAGCCGCCCGAGAUGCCGGCGCCUACAGUUAAAGGACAUGAUCCCCACUGAGAUGCAGCGACUGACCAAGUACCCACUGCUGCUACAGAGCAUCGGGCAGAACACAGAGGAGUCUACAGAACGAGGGAAAGUGGAGCUUGCAGCUGAGUGCUGCCGGGAGAUUCUGCACCAUGUCAAUCAAGCCGUCCGUGACAUGGAGGACCUGCUGCGGCUCAAGGAUUACCAGCGGCGCCUGGACUUGACUCACCUACGGCAGAGCAGUGACCCUAUGCUGAGCGAGUUCAAGAACCUGGACAUCACUAAGAAGAAGUUGGUCCAUGAAGGCCCCCUCACGUGGCGAGUGACCAAAGACAAAGCUAUAGAAGUGCACGUGCUCUUGCUGGACGACCUGCUGCUGCUGCUCCAGCGCCAGGACGAGAGGCUGCUGCUCAAGUCCCACAGCCGGACGCUGACACCUACCCCCGAUGGCAAGACCAUGCUGCGGCCGGUGCUCCGGCUCACCUCUGCCAUGACCCGAGAGGUGGCCACUGAUCACAAAGCUUUCUACGUCAUUUUUACCUGGGACCAGGAGGCCCAGAUAUAUGAGCUGGUGGCACAGACAUCUUCGGAACGCAAAAACUGGUGUAACCUCAUCACUGAGACUGCUGGAUCCCUGAAGGUCCCUGCCCCUGCCUCCCGCCUCAAACCCCGGCCCAGCCCAAGCAGCAUCCGAGAACCCCUGCUCAGCAGCUCUGAGAAUGGCACUGGAGGCGCAGAGAUGGCUCCAGCUGAUGCCAGGACAGAGCGGCUCCUCAAUGACCUCCUGCCCUUCUGCAGACCAGGCCCAGAGGGCCAGCUUGCUGCCACAGCCCUUCAGAAAGUACUGUCCCUGAAGCAGAUCCUGCUAAGCACUGAGGAAGACAGUGGAGCGGGGCCUCCCCGCGAUGGGGAUGGGGUGCCUGGUGGUAGGGCCCCCGGCCCAGUGCACACCCAGGAGAUUGAGGAAAACUUGCUUAGCUUAGAGGUGGCCAUCAGACAACUGGAGGAGUUGGAAGAGGAAUUUUGUCGCCUAAGACCCCUCCUGUCCCAGCUUGGGGGGACUCUGUCCCCCAACCUGGCUGCACCUGAACGCUCUGCUCAGACAGGCCUUUCAUGAAGAGAAGAGUGGGGGAGAGGAUGCAGGGGGGCCCACCCCCACCCCCACAGCUGCCACAGCAUCUCACACCCCAGAGGCCUGGAGCAGAGGGAGAUUGGCUGAACUUGAUAGCAGACCUGCUCGGGUCCCUGCCUCCCACUCUGGCCUCUGCCUUUCUCCCUCCUGCCUUCUGCUUGGGGAACUCAGGGCUUCACUCCCAGAGCACCCCCUUAAUCCCCACUUUUCAGGCCGUCUCAGUAUUGCCUAUGGGGGGUCACCCUCCUUCCCCUACCCCAAGUGCCUUUGCUAUGUUUUUAUAUCCUGGACUGGAGGUUUAUUUUUAAUAUAUAUUAUCUAAGGAAA